AUGCUUCCCACACCAGAUACUUCUCACGUCCCAUAUGAGCGGGUCUACGAACCAGCCGAGGACUCGUAUCUCCUUUUGGACACACUCUCGUCCGCUUCUGAGACGGAAUAUCUACAAAGUGCCUUUCCCAACACUGCACCACUCGUGGUGGAGGUCGGUACAGGCUCAGGGGUUGUCCUCGCCUUCGUCCACGCGCAUGCACGGAAACUCUUUGGCACACGACAUGUUCUCACAGCUGGCGUUGACAUGAAUGCCUUUGCGUGUCGUGCGACUGUUGGGACUGUAGCAAAGGCUGAGUCUGAUAACCCCGACACUCAUGCCUCGUACUUGGGCUCGUGCAUGGGAGAUCUUACAACCCCGUUGCGUGAAGGCACUAUUGAUGUUCUCAUCUUCAACCCUCCAUAUGUACCGACACCUGAGAUGCCUGCUAGGCCAGAGUCAUUUGUUGCAGAUGACCUAGGAGUCACCGCAAAACCCUCCUGGGAUGACGAUUCAUACCUCCUGGCUUUGUCAUAUGCGGGCGGCCUAGAUGGGAUGGAGACAACAGAUAGGCUUAUUGAGGCACUGCCACGGACUCUAUCCCGCCGUGGUUGUGCGUACUUGCUCCUCUGCGCCCAAAAUAAGCCCGAUCAAGUCAAGAGUCGCAUUGAGAGCUUCGGAACCGAAUGGCGAGCUCGCACCGUUGGCACAAGCGGCAAGCAGGCUGGAUGGGAGAAAUUGCAGAUCGUGCGGAUUUGGCGAGAGUAUGCGAGCGCUGCGGAGUAG
Molecule: messenger RNA, 765 nt
Organism: Fusarium coffeatum
Lineage: Eukaryota; Fungi; Ascomycota; Sordariomycetes; Hypocreales; Nectriaceae
Exons: 1
Coding region: 1-765 (254 amino acids)
Biological process (GO): methylation
Cellular component (GO): eRF1 methyltransferase complex
Molecular function (GO): protein methyltransferase activity; nucleic acid binding; S-adenosylmethionine-dependent methyltransferase activity
Source: RefSeq, a predicted model, not a curated record